GGCGGGCGGCCGGCCGGCGGGUUCUGCGUUCCGCGGCCGCGGCAGGCGACGGCGACAUGGAGAGCGGGGCCUAUGGCGCGGCCAAGGCGGGCGGCUCCUUCGACCUGCGGCGCUUCUUGACUCAGCCGCAGGUGGUGGUGCGCGCCGUGUGCAUGGUCUUUGCCUUGAUCGUGUUCUCCUGCAUCUUCGGUGAGGGCUACAGCAACACACCCAGUUCUGAGCAGUUGUACUGUGUGUUCAACCACAAUGAAGAUGCCUGCCGAUAUGGCUCCGCCAUUGGGGUGCUGGCUUUUCUGGCCUCAGGCUUCUUCUUCGUAGUGGACAUCUAUUUCCCCCAGAUCAGCAACGCCACGGACCGCAAGUACCUGGUCAUUGGUGACCUGCUCUUCUCAGCUCUCUGGACCUUCCUGUGGUUUGUUGGCUUUUGCUUCCUUACCAACCAGUGGGCAGCCACCAGUCCUGAUCAGGUGCUGGUGGGAGCUGACUCAGCACGGGCAGCCAUCACCUUCAGUUUCUUCUCCAUCUUCUCUUGGGGCACACUGGCCUCCCUGGCCUACCAGCGCUACAAGGCUGGAGUGGAUGACUUCCUCCAGAACUACGUGGACCCCACCCCGGACCCCACCACAGCCUAUGCCUCCUACCCCAGUGCGUCGGUGGACAACUACCAGCAGCCGCCCUUCACCCAGAACACAGAUGCCACUGAGGGCUACCAACCACCCCCUGUGUACUGAGUGGCACUGCAGGGCAGGGCAGGGCAGGGCGCCCUGUUCCUCUGGGCCUCCCCACAAGGCCCCCUGGAGCCACAGCCCCCUUCCUGUCCCUGCUGACGCCUGGAGUGCCUCAGCCUUCCUCUGCCCAGCAGCACCCAGGUGCCUGCUUCGGAAGGCACUUCAGUCACACACAUUCUUCAAGGGCAUUUUUGAGGAAAGGUUAGCUAGAUGUUUUUUUAUUGCUUUUUUUCUCCUCCCUCGGUGCUGGGGAUGGAACCUAGGGCCUCGCACAUACUAGGUGGGUGUUCUGCCGCUGAGCUGCACCCCAGGUCCUGUGCUGCCUGAAGUGGCCAGGUGCAGACAGGUGCCCACGAUGUGCUGUUCUGGCAAGUGCCUUAGCGUCAGCCUCACAAGGACAGCUGGUUAGCUGGGCUUUCUGCCAAAGAUGGGGGUCAGGGCCUCAUCCUUGGCUCUUGUCAGGGCUCGGCUGGGGCCCCCAGCUCCUCACUCAGGUCUGCCACCUCCACCUCUGUGCCUUCAGCCCCCCGCCAUGCCCUACUCAGCCUGGGCUUGUGCCGUGUCCCCUGAGGGUCUCCACCUCUGUGCCAAUCACUUCCAGGCUGGCUUCCCAACAGCCGCAGAUAUGGGGCUGGUGCCUGCCUGGGGGUCCUAUGGCACUUUGUUGUUGCUCCUUCCCUGGCGGUGGGGCAGGGCUUUGCCUGACUGAACACCCAGCUUUAUGUAAAUAUUCUGCCACUUUGGUUACAAGUAUAGGGGAGAGCCACAGUCCUCAGACUGAAUGUAUUAAAAAGCCUCAGGGGGAGAUGCCCCUUGCCCUUGGAUUGUUAGACUAGUUUGGAGAUGGAAUAAAUGUUUUUCUCAGUU
Octodon degus (degu) is the source of this 1595-nucleotide messenger RNA. RefSeq names its product synaptogyrin 2 (gene Syngr2). Gene Ontology annotation, cellular component: neuromuscular junction; synaptic vesicle membrane. The transcript has 4 exons. The record is from RefSeq and is a predicted model, not a curated record. The coding region runs from base 57 to 731 and encodes 224 amino acids. NCBI's taxonomy places the organism in Eukaryota, Metazoa, Chordata, Mammalia, Rodentia, Octodontidae.